GUCUUUUGGUUGCUGCUUUGUCACUUUCAUUUUCUCUAGUCAGGAGUCAGGACCCCUCAUAUUUUGGGCUUAUAGAACUUGGGCCAUCGGAAGCCUGCUGGGCUUUUGGGCUACAUGGGCUGAGCAAGGACAGCCCAAAGUAGCAAUGUUUGUUUUUUUUUUUUUUUUUGGUGAUGUCAGGCAGUUGGAUGAGUGGUGGGUCUGUAGUAGAGCUGAGGCAGCCAAUAAUAACGGAUAUCCAAAUCCUGGAAUGCGUGGUGAAGCUUUGUAGCUUUGAAACAAACCACAGCCUCAACCUCAAGUGUUUCUUUAGGAAUUAGGACUGAGACUGACUUUCUUUUUCUCUCCGAUUCGGAGUUUUCGGAAGCAAAGGAUUCGAGUCCAAGGAAUUCAGAAAUGACAGUAGCACCUUCGGUUUCCCGCCUCCACUCUCCAUUUCUGUAUUGUCCUCUCAAGCCAACUUCAUCUACCUCUCUAUCUGUCACAUUCUCUAGAAAUCAACGAUCACCAGCAACAUAUCCACGCAUCAGAGCAAUAGAUCUUGAUCAAAACACGGUGGUGGCACUUUCAGUUGGGCUGGUGAGUGUUGCAGUUGGAAUAGGCAUUCCAGUCUUCUACGAAACCCAAAUUGAUAAUGCUGCAAAGCGUGAAAAUACUCAGCCCUGCUUUCCCUGCAGUGGUUCGGGAGCACAGAGAUGCAGAUUUUGCAUGGGAACUGGCAAUGUGACUGUAGAACUUGGUGGAGAUGAAAAAGAAGUCUCCCGGUGUAUUAACUGUGAUGGUGCUGGCACAUUGACAUGCACAACAUGUCAGGGCUCUGGAAUUCAACCUCGAUACCUAGAUCGCAGAGAAUUCAAAGAUGAUGAUUGAAGCCCAGCAACAUCACCAAUUCCGAUUUUGCAUUCAAUUUGAUGCCUUGAAACUGGCUUGAAACUUGUUGGUUCCAUUGAAUCGAAGAGCUUGGUAACUUCCACCAAGCACUUCUUUUUGGUAACUUUUUUCGUGCAUUCUUCUAAUGUAUAUCUGUGGUUAAUACAAACAACAUCGUAAGAGGAGAGAAGAAUUGACUGUACUAUCCCAAGAUUAUGAAUUCAUCUCCAUUGACUCAGUGAACUGGAGGAUCAAACUCAAUCUGAUAAUCACAAGCACUUCUUUUUGGUAA
Benincasa hispida (wax gourd) is the source of this 1162-nucleotide messenger RNA. It is a transcript of the gene LQY1, whose product is annotated as DnaJ/Hsp40 cysteine-rich domain superfamily protein. NCBI's taxonomy places the organism in Eukaryota, Viridiplantae, Streptophyta, Magnoliopsida, Cucurbitales, Cucurbitaceae. Gene Ontology annotation, cellular component: chloroplast. Gene Ontology annotation, molecular function: protein disulfide isomerase activity. Gene Ontology annotation, biological process: photosystem II repair. The record is from RefSeq and is a predicted model, not a curated record.